This is a messenger RNA of Schistocerca nitens (vagrant locust), 5459 nucleotides long. RefSeq lists its product as uncharacterized. The transcript is spliced from 13 exons. Bases 110 to 5320 code for a protein of 1736 amino acids. The record is from RefSeq and is a predicted model, not a curated record. NCBI's taxonomy places the organism in Eukaryota, Metazoa, Arthropoda, Insecta, Orthoptera, Acrididae.
UGAAAUUUAAAUUUUCGCAAACAGGCGGUAAUAUGUAUUUUCAGGCGGUGUUUAUUGUUAUUGUUAAGGAGUAAGAAAAUUCUGUGCCACGUACCUGUCAUGUAAAAAUAUGGAAGAGCAAACUAUAAAAAAUGCUUCUGAUACAUCACCUUCAAGUUGCAAUCGGGAAAGUGGUAAAGAGAAACGGAGGACAUCAAUUUUGAAACCUCCUAAACUACGGACCCCUCUGAAGGAGCUGCAGUUUACAUCAUCUCAGGAAGUUAAAGGUGAUGCAACAGCGAGGCCAUCACGAAGAGUCAGCUUUGGGCACUUUCAUGUCAGAAAAUUUGGGUACGAAAAUGGUGCGGUCUGUGACUCAAUAUAUUCCUUUGACUCUAGUAAAUCAGAGUCUUCCAUGCAAGCAAACAAUAGUAUCGGUGAAAAUGGUGUGUCAGCAUCCAGUAGCAGCCACCACUGUAAAAAUAUAUCACCAGAAAAUACAGACUGCAAGAAAGAUUCCCACAUGAUGAAAAUUCUUUGUCAAGAUAAUACUAAACAUAAAGGUGCUGAGAUAGUGAAUAAGAUCAUUGAUACUGACAUUGGUGUCUGCUCUCUGAAGAAGGUGGCAGUAAAACAAAUACCAGAUGAUUCCCCAGGAUUCAGUGCAAUAGACAGGUUAUCUCGUAGGCACAGCUCAGAUUCUUCUAAUUCCAAAAGUUAUGUCGUAAGAACAGAGCAUAAAGAUAAUGAUUAUUUUGAGAGAGAGAGCUUCGUAGGACGGAACUCUGUUGUUUUAGGUGAGAUGCAAAGAUUGCAUGAGCAAGGUGACAUCAAACAGUCGCAGUGUAUUGCUAAGCAUGGCAGAGAACAGCGUGAAGAAGAAAGUCAAGCUGAAGCACAUAACUGUGAACAACAUUUGUAUUCUGCUACUGUUGCAGAUAUGGAACUGGCUGAUAGUUACAGUUACGGGCACAUUGAGUGUAAGGAAGUGUCAAUGCUGCAUACAAAACGGAAAAAAAGUAUCAAUACUACUGCAAAGUCUUUCCGAUUUGCUGCAGAAAGUGACAUGGAGCUAACUAAAGUAAUUGACACUUUUUGUUGCAGAGAGGUAUUAAGCACGACAGAAGAGAAAUGUAUUGCACUGAAUAAUGCAGAGGCUAAAAAUAAUUUUAUGGCCAGUGGUGAUUGUGAAAUUACCAAGAAUUCUAAGGAUUAUAGCUCUAUGAAAAAUGUAAGUCAGCAACUUAAUGCAACAAAACGAUUUUCUACAAAUAAUGGCAUGGAUAUUACAGAGGGAUGUGGAAUAAUUGAUUGCAUUUCAGACAGUGAUGUACCUAAUGAUGACACAGCUGGUGUUGUUAAUUCAGAUGUCCUCUCACUUUCAAGACUUUCUAUUGAUAAAGAAGAUCGUGCCAGAAAUGAGGAAAAAACAAGCAAGUAUUCAGUAAAAUACUCUAAUCCAUCUGAAUUCUCUGAAAAGUUAUUCAUAAAUGAAAGUAUGGAGCAAACUCUAGCUGUGGGAUGCGUGUUGAACGAGAGUAGCAUGGAUUACAGAAAAGCUGUUAAAGGUUUUCAAAUGAAUGAAAACGUGAGUUGUUCAGAAUAUUCAUAUGAUAAUAUCCUCCCCAUCAUUGGUGAAAAAUGCUGUAAUGUAACAGCAGCAGUGACUCCUGCUAAUAAAGAUAAAUUACCUGAUACUUUAGAAAAGUGCACAAAAACCAAGCCAAAUGACACAAAUAAUUUUAAUGCUUCUAAAACCAUAAUAAUGUGUGUUGAUAUGGAGUCAACCCAAGAUAUUUGUCAAAAUGACCAGGAUGACAGCUUUAUGCAAUUUACUAGAGUAGUAGAAGCAAAUAUCCAAGACAGUUCCAUGCAAGACCAUCAAGUGCCUUUGGAAAACAAACAUUGCAAUCAUACAAAACAUGUCAGUACUGAAAAAAAGAAUGUGACAUGUAUGGAAAAAUCAACACUGAAAUGUGAUAUACACAGUACACAUACAGGGAGCCCAUUGUGUGAUAACAGAAGUGUACGUGAAGUAGUUGCAACAGAGAGACAAACAGAUAUUUGUGUAACUGCCACAUCAAGCAGUAAAGUCUCUCCCUGUAAAGAUCAAAAGAAUGAGAGUGCACGUUCUCAUAUCUUAGAUACAAAGCCAAACCAUUCUGUAAAUGAGGCAGUUAAAUUUCUCUCUUCUCAUACUGAAUGCAAUAUCCAAACAGAUGUUUUCACAGAUACAUCUGCUCCUGUGUUGCCUGAGAAAACUACCCAUGAGAGAUCCUGUAAACAAAGAUUCUAUGAAGGGGCUGACAAUACUAGUGUUAAACAAGCAGAACAUUAUGGAGACAGGAGUGUCAAGUGUCAGACUGCAGCCAAAAAUAUGAAGGUACAUACAGUAUCGUCAAUGUCACCAGAAUUUAAAACUGAAGCAAUACAACAAGGAAACAAGGCUGAUGAUGUGGGAAAUAGUGUGUGUAGAGUGCCAAGUAACUCUUCCCUCACUCAAGAUGCUAUAGAAUUUUGUGUCAUGCCCAUCUCUGACACAAAAAAUAUCCCCAACAGAAGAGAGAGUGCAAACAAAAUAUUAUCAAAAUAUUCAGAACACCAACCAUACUGCAGUGACGGGAGUGAUCUACGCUAUUCGCCCUCUCUGGCUGUAGAAGACUGUUUAGUUACAGGUAAUGAGCCUCUAUGUGCUUCAGAAAGUGGGAUGUUGAAUAAAAAGAGGAGAUCAUCUGAAAUGGAGGAAACAAGAGGGGUCACAAAAUCUCAAAAGAAACAGUGCGUCACUACAGAUCACAUUAAUGAUAAACAGUGCUCACAAAGUGCCACAGAACAUGGUGACUUAGCUGUGGAAACCAAAGCAUUGUGUGAUAGAGAUGCUGUUGUUGCACUUCGUGUUGAGCCUGGUGUGGUGAAUACUGCCUCAUCUGGAAGAAAUUCGCCAUUACCAGAAAAUGAAGUAUUAAUAAGAAAUGUUAAUUAUGGUGAUGUUAUUGAGAGAAGUAAUACUUACGAUCAAAAUAGAGAUACAGAGAAAUACAUGGGAGACUCAAUAAAAACAAGUAACACUGCUGGAACACCAUCUAAUACAUCUGAGUUAAAAGUUCCACACAUGUCUGUGAGGAAGGAUAAAAAUCCACAACACAGUGAGGAUUCAGGUUCAUGCAUAGAUGAUGAUAAAAAUAAUGUACUUUCAGCACCUGACAGCAAUGACAAAACAGGUGUUACUCUAAGAAGAGGAAGAAGAUAUGAAAGCAAUACAGUUUCUCUUUCAUUUACAGACAAAGCCAUUAAAAAUGGAGAUUAUUGCAUGGAAAUGGACAAGAACAAACACAAAUCAGCAGUUAAAAGCAAUGCUGAACUGAGCAGGGAUGUUAAUAGUGAAAAUAAUCUGAGUUGUUCACUUUCUAACUCAAAACAGCAAGAAAAAACAGCUUCACUUUCCCAAUCAAGAUACGAUGACAGUCACACAUCAGUUAAGGAAGGUGAUGAUCAGAUAUCAGAAGGAAUCCGUUGCUCUCCAGGAAAUAACUGUUCUUUCCAUGGAGCAGAUGCAGCCAUUCACAAAGCUGAUAAAACUUUUCAUUCAUGGUAUCGUGAUAGAAUGGACGCCAUUGUCAAUAACGACUGUUCUGCUUCUGCAGACAAAAUUGAUUGCAAUAACAGUUGCCAGAAGACUUUUGGUACCAUUAAAUGCUUCCCUGCCCAAGAUCCAGAUGUGGAAGCUGCUAGACUUGACGACCUGUCUAGUAGGAGUGAAGAAAUAGGACAAAAUGUGACUUGUGACAGCAGUCAAAUGGACUUCAGAAUGAGUGACAGAUAUUUGAACACAAAAAUAAAGCUUCCGGAAGCAAGGGAAAGGAUAACAGUUGUCAAGAAUAAUACAUCAAAUUACCUCAUCAAGAACAGAGAACAGGACGCUGUGUCAGAAUUUUAUUUAGUAAGUUCUUGUAAUAGCAAAUGUUUAAAACAAUCCGUGCAAGAAAAUAAAAAUUCCAACUCUGGAAAGGAAAUGGACAAUCAACAGUUCAGUGAUGAUAAUAAUUCAAUAGGCAGAUCAGAUGUUAAUGAAAUGCAGAAUGUAACAUCAGAAGUAAACAAGUCACAGGAGCCUGAAGAAAAACAUCGUGCUGAUAGCAACUUCAGGGAAGUCAGUCUCCCAUGUGAGACACUGGAAGUUGUCGUUUCGUGUGAGGCUAAUGCUUCUUGCAGCUAUAUACAAAGCCAGCCGACACCAAAUGUUGUUCAAGGCUCCUGUUCAGUUACAAAUACAGCUCAAGAUUGUCUUCCUGUCGUACAAGGUACUGAACAACACACACCAUCGGUGGACAGAGCCCUAAAUGUACCUUCAGUAACGUUAAGUGUCGGAGACUGUGCUGCAGCAGCAUGUGGUGCACUUGUCUGCCCAGCUGUGCAGUGUAUCACAGAGUGUUCUCAAUCAGCAAAGACUGCCAGAGACUUCACAUCAACAAGAGAAAGUGCUAAAAUCAGAAUGACCAUUGAUGGUGGGGUGGGAGAUGCAGGUAUUGCUUCAACUUUCUGUAUUAGAUCACAAACUUCAAAGGGUGAUUCUUUCAAUAAUGAAACUGCAGUUCAUUCGGAAACAUUAUACUCCACAGCAGUGAAAAUGAGGAGUAGAACUGAAAAACAAGAAGUUAUAGUACUUGGGAUUCAAGAAGAGAAACUAACAUCACCAGCGAAAAACAAGUGCAAGGAGAUAGAGAAUCUCAUCAUUUCCAAGGCUGAAAGGUCAGAAGUUGUAUGGAAUAUAAGAGCUUUGACUCAGUUCCAGUGGAUCUUCACAUUUCUCAAUGACACACUAAGGCUAUAUAUUAAUUUUAAUAAAUGUACUGAAGAUGGCAUUGUUGAAGAUCUGGACUUUAUUUCGUAUCUCACAGGUAAAGCAGAUGAAGAUGCGAAAUUUGUUCAUUUUGUGCUACUGAAAAAAUUCUCGAAGAAUAAGCUCAAGUCUUUGUGUAAGGAUAUUGAAGAAAUUCCAGAACUUCUGGAAAAGAUUUCAGUUGAUGUUCGCCAGAUGGUUGCAUUUCUAUAUGAAUUCCAAAAAGUCCAUUUACUAUAUAAUAUGGAAAUGUUUGGCACAAGUGUUUCAUUCCACGUAAUGAGUUACAAGUUGGCCAUAUGUUUCAAACUGAAUAUUGAUCUCCGCAACUGGGAACAAAUAUUGGAAGACAGUAUAACAAUAACCCAGAAAUAUGGACAUGUCAAUGAAACACAAGUAAAAAACCUGGCAAAUGGAGUAGAAAGAAACUCCUAUUUCCUACAAAAUUAUUACAAAGCUGUGAAACAGUACAUGAAAAUUUUGGAAAGAUUUGGUUGCUGAUACAAACAUAUGAAAUCUGCAAUGCCUGGUGAUUAUGUGACUGCAUAACAGAUGUUGAGAACUCUCUUCGGAAAAGAACUGUGAUUCCAACGAUAGGUAACUACAUUGCCUGCUUUUGAGUGUUACAUGAACAGCGACA